This is a messenger RNA of Lontra canadensis (Northern American river otter), 658 nucleotides long. RefSeq names its product metallothionein 4 (gene MT4). The transcript has 6 exons. The record is from RefSeq and is a predicted model, not a curated record. Bases 304 to 492 code for a protein of 62 amino acids. Gene Ontology annotation, molecular function: metal ion binding. NCBI's taxonomy places the organism in Eukaryota, Metazoa, Chordata, Mammalia, Carnivora, Mustelidae.
AGAAAAGAGGAACAGAAAGGAGGGAAGGAAAGGACAACAGGGUUGAUAAGAGGAUGUCAUUUUCCCAGCUUUCUUGUGGCAUUUACUCAGGCCCAUGUUUGCAGGCACAUGUGCUCCUUUUUCCAGAAGCCCUGGGAUAAAAGAGUGUGAAAGGCUGCUGAGAAGCCUACGAUCAAGUAUGAGGACAACCAGACCAUGGCUCACCAUCUGGAGGAUAAUGGCCGAUGAAGCUGGGAGGCAGGGACAAGCAAACUAUACCUCUGUGAGCCGUCACAGCACUGAAGCCUCUUGGACGCCUGGACCAUGGACCCCGGGGAAUGCACCUGCAUGUCUGGAGGAAUCUGCAUCUGCGGAGACAAUUGCAAAUGUACAACUUGCAACUGUAAAACAUGCCGAAAAAGCUGCUGUCCUUGCUGCCCUCCGGGCUGUGCCAAGUGUGCCCGGGGCUGCAUCUGCAAAGGGGGCUCGGAUAAGUGCAGCUGCUGCCCCUGAAACCCAUCUGUUGUGCUGGGGGCCGAGGCCCAGGAAGCAUCUGUACAGUGCCUUAGUCGAGAAGUUGGAAUUAUUGUACUAUAGGUUAUGCUUUUUAUAUAUUUGCUCAGAUGCGGUGUUGGUGUGCUUCAUGUAAAGUGCUGGAAAAAUAAAGGUCUCACUCAUG